AGUCCCGUCACAGAAUGUUCCGGGAAGACAUGCAGAUACGACAGGGGUCAGUGGUGUUGUCCAGAUGGAUCCAUGUAGCGAACGGCCGAUGAUCGGACAUCCCUUUUUCAUCGUAAACCUUUCAUUGAAAGGACCGAACUUCUCUCCCCCCUCUCCGAUCCCACUCCUUUCACCAGUCCCCAAUUCCUAGGGUUUUCGAUUGGUUCUUUUUUAUCUCUUCCUCGAUCGAUCUCCGAGGUGUUUGCGCUCCUUCCAGUCUCUCAAUGGCGGUAGAUCCAACACCUGACAGCUCAGCCAGCGCGGAUCAGGCGGGUCCCAAGCCCCCCUCCAAAGACCCCAAGAAGAAGAAGGACGAGAAGAAAGAGGACGAUGUGUCGGAUGAAGAUUUGGCGUUGAAGCAGCAGCUCGAGCUUUACGUUGAGAGGGUUCAGGAUGCCGAUCCCGCCGUUCAGAAGUUCGCCCUCGAAAGCAUGAGGAAGGAGAUUCGUACGGCAACAAGCUCCAUGACAUCUGUUCCAAAGCCUUUAAAGUUCCUUCGACCCCAUUAUGGAACUCUAAAAGCAUACUUCGAUACGCUGCCAGAGUCUGACCUGAAGAAGUACCUAGCAGACGUUCUUUCUGUGUUGGCCUUAACGAUGUCUGCUGAAGGGGAAAGGGAGAGCCUGAAGUACCGAUUGCUAGGAUCAGAGGGUGAUAUUGGUUCUUGGGGUCAUGAAUACGUAAGAAACCUGGCUGGUGAAAUUUCACAAGAGUUUGCAAAACGCCAGCCUUGGAAAGCAGGAUAAUGUUGAAGCUACUGCGGAGGUCUCCAAGACAUUUAAUGAAAAAAUUAGAAAAUAUUGUGAUGUCACACUCUUGUCUUUGGCCUAUGCUGGAACAGGGAAUGUGCUUAAGGUCCAGAAACUUUUGGGGUACUGUGCUCAACAUCUAGAUAAGGGCGAGACUCAUCAGGGACCUGCUGUCCUUGGAAUUGCUCUUAUUGCAAUGGCUGAAGAAUUGGGUCUUGAUAUGGCUAUCCGGUCUCUGGAACACCUUUUACAAUAUGGAGAGCAGAACAUUAGACGAGCUGUACCUCUGGCUCUUGGUAUACUAUGCAUAUCCAAUCCAAAGGUCAAUGUCAUGGACACACUAAGCAGACUCAGUCAUGAUACAGAUGGCGAUGUGUCUAUGGCAGCAAUUAUUUCCCUUGGCUUGAUAGGUGCAGGCACCAAUAAUGCUCGAAUAGCUGGCAUGCUUCGCAACCUUUCAAGUUAUUACUACAAAGAAGCUGGCCACCUCUUCUGUGUGAGGAUUGCUCAAGGUCUUGUACACCUGGGGAAGGGUUUACUAACUCUUUCACCUUACCAUUCCGAUCGGUUUCUAUUGUCUCCGACAGCUCUUGCUGGACUUGUUACUGUAUUGCACGCUUGUUUGGACGUGAAGUAUGUUAUCCUUGGGAAGUAUCAUUACAUGCUUUAUGUCUUUGUCUUAGCCAUGCAGCCAAGGAUGCUAAUGACAGUGGAUGAAAAUUUGAAACCUCUCUCUGUUCCUGUACGAGUGGGUCAGGCUGUUAAUGUGGUUGGCCAGGCGGGACGGCCAAAGACUAUUACUGGAUUCCAGACGCAUUCUACCCCCGUCUUACUUGCAGCAGGCGAACGAGCUGAGCUGGCCACUGAGAAAUAUAUUCCACUCACCCCGGUAUUGGAAGGAUUUGUUAUCCUGAGAGAGAAUCCGGACUAUCAUGAUGAUCAUUAAGGACCUGCAACUGCACAUCCUGCAUGGAAGACCAGGUGAAGUAGGUGUAUGCACUUGGUGUUAGUUGCACUGCUUUGUUUGAGAAACAGUGGCUCUGACAGCUAUAAACACAUGGUUCUAGUUUGGAGCCCGAAUAUAUUGGUGAGAAAAGGAGCAGGGAAAGGGAUGCUAUGGUUGUAAAUUUUAACAAACACAAGAUAGAUUUUUCCAAAGAUUUUGUUUUUUAUUUUCUUAAACUACAUGCUACCUUGUCAUUCCAUUAUUUUUCCUAUUCAAAUGUCUGUGUUUCCUCUUUGAUGCAGAAAAA
Messenger RNA from Elaeis guineensis (African oil palm), 2041 nucleotides. NCBI's taxonomy places the organism in Eukaryota, Viridiplantae, Streptophyta, Magnoliopsida, Arecales, Arecaceae. The record is from RefSeq and is a predicted model, not a curated record.